Lachancea dasiensis is the source of this 5013-nucleotide messenger RNA. Lineage: Eukaryota; Fungi; Ascomycota; Saccharomycetes; Saccharomycetales; Saccharomycetaceae. The record is from the annotation of a GenBank genome assembly.
AUGUCACUGUUUACAGCGCUCAAUUUCACUCCGGAUGAGGCUCAGCAAGAGGCCGAACAUCAUUCGCGCGAACUACAGGUGGAAGAAAGCUUCGAAGUGUAUCAAAAUGCACUACUACACAUGAAGUUUAAGAGGUUCGAGGAAGCAGAGGAAAAGUUCAAGGAACUGUUUAGCAUAGACGUAAUCAAACCGGACAAGUGGGGCUCCUACAAGCAUAGCACAGUUGUUUUGGAUUCACUGCGAUACCUGGCUUAUCGAAAUCGGGGCAUCUUCUACUAUCAGUGGUUGCAAGACAGGUACACGACUAUGGAGCCACAGGAUAUUGUGGAAUUUACUUUGAAAACGGUAGAAGACCUUUUGGAUGCAAUGCAGCACGGGGAAUGUGACUCUGUCGUUACCAGGGUGUUGUUUGAUAUUUUCGCCAGCUUUAGAAGCCCGAAAUUGCAAAGGUACGUGCUGGAACACGAACUUUUGAAAGAUUCAGAUACGAAUAUCAGCAUUUUGAGGCGCAAAUCAGUGCUCCCGGAAACGAGAAAUGUAAUUCGGCAGCUCUUACGACUUUUGAAAGAUCUGGAUGAUCACUCAACGCUUCAAGCAGGAUUUGUUUCGCAAUUGGGCAAGUUUCUGCAAGGUCGUACGACACAUAUCGACCAUGAUGAUGACAUCCAUGGUAAAACUAACGGAAACUGCAAAUUGGUUCCUUUUUUGACCCAGAUCAAGAUCAUGCGAGGUGAGGACAAUACUAAUCUGAAGAGUCCUAAUGUGGUGAGUGUUGAAAUCAAUGAGCUUAGCUGGGAAGCUAUCGCCGAAUCUCUCACGUCUGCACUGCCAAAGUACAAACUUUCGAACUUUUUCAGCCGCAUUUCAGACCCCUAUAAUGAAGCUGAAGAACCUAUUGAGCAUCUCAAGUUCAAAAGGAAAGACAACGCCGAAGGCCAAGAACUCAACGAGACAGAGCAGGGAAGCAUUGAUUCGAAUAAAAAAGUACUGGGAAGUGAAGUCGCGGCUGAUGCUACUCCACCUCCUACAACGGAUGUAGCAGAAACGAAUAGACAACCUAUAGCUGAAGCUAGCGGAGUAAAGCGAUUGAUAGAUUCUGCAGAUGGCGGCGAUAAACCACUGCAAAGAUCUAGCAAGCGAUUUAAAGAGAAGCCCAUAUUAGAUACUCCACUCAAAAGCAUGGAUGCCCAUGAGUACUUUUUCCUUGUUAUAAACGAUCUAGCCUUUACUAUGGGCUUCGACUUCAAUUUGAGCACCGAGCGGAUGAGUCCAUCGGAUCUUGAAGAAGCUGCGCCUGAAUUUAGUGCUAUGUCAGACUUUUAUGACUGCUUGAGCUCUUGGACAAACAAACAUAGCGAGUUUCUAAAUCAAACAGAGUCCAAAAGUUCGAAAAACUCGGAAAGUGACGUGGAAAGUUUGUUUCAACUAAAUGCUGUAAUAAGGACAAGCGUUUUGACGGGCGAUAGCUGCCCCAUAGAAUCUCUCACUGAUUUGCCAAGUGAAGAAAUUCAGGAUUUCGUGAAUCAAGUAAACAAGGACGGCAUGCAUUACCAAGAGGUCAGACUUCGCCUGUUGAAUGUACUACUAUCAACUGAUGGGGAUGGCCGUUGCCUCAUCAUCGAUACGUUCUGGAGCCCAGUCCUCUUUAAAGCAGUGGAAUCCCUAGUUAUGAGUAUUGAUAGCAGCAUUUUUUCCACUCUGUCUGAGAGAUCAGAAGAACUUAUGACCUUGGGACUUUCAAUCUACGAGAUUUUAGUCAACAUGAUGGGCAACAUUUAUGGUAACAUCAGUGCUAAGAAGCUCCAGGGUCAAAAAGUCAACGAAUUGGAGACACAAAAGAACAAGCUGGAAAGAAAAAUCAGCAGGUGGACACUGCUUUUAGAAAAUACCAAAAUGGACGAUGAACGCGCCUGUUUCAGAUAUUUAUGGGCAAAGUUUUGCUCAUUGCAAUAUACGAUGGACAUCACUGAUGACAAGCUCAUUGACAGUUUACAAGACAUUGAAAGAGCAAUAAAGAGCAACGCACCCGCUGUGAAUGUGCCCUACUCGAACUUUGAUACAAUUCCACAGUUGAACCUUGCUGCAGUGCAAAGUCAACUGUCAAGGCUCAAAAUUAUACGAAAAAUAACUUCCAUCGAAAACAACGCCUCAGAAGAACACAAUGACAUUGCUACGGAACAGCAAAUAGACUCAAUAAGGCGAGCUCUUAUUUCAGAUGAGCCCUUGGUCACGUCCUCUUUAAAUGAGGAUCUUUCAAUGGAGGAGUUCUUAAGAAACUCACCUUUUCUUCUGAAAGUGAAGUUAUGGCGUCUUCUGUUAUCAUACUACAGUCGCAAAAACAAGAAGCUGGCAGCCUCGCUUUCACUCAGGAUCUUUGAGAUUCUUUAUGAGAGGCUUUGCUCAGAAAGCUACAAGGCCCAAUCGCAUUUGCAACGACAACAAACUCUUCUGCUUACGAUCAGCUGCAUGGGAAGCUUUUCUAGAGAGUUUUUGGAAAUGGUUGCUAAUGACGUAGAUUCUCAGGUAAUAGAACCGACAGAGGCAAAAGCUGGUUUGAAGGUCUUUUUGCUGGGACUGAACUUACUAUAUCCUAUUGUGUUUUAUGAGAGCAUUUGCCAGAGAGAUACUUCAUUAAAAUCUUUCUUCAACAAAGCCGUCAGGUCAUCCGCCAAGCUAAAACAAAUAUUUACCGACGUCCUUACCACGAUCAUCUACCUUUGCCAUACUUUAGAGACUCGCUGUUCACCGACACCAACAAGACGUUUUGGAAUUUUAAACCUCGUGGAGGCUUCGCAUGAAUUGUUAGCUCAAUUCAAAUUCUGCGACGCUUCUGAUGGGUCUUAUCUCAACUUGGUAGAACAGCUUUUGUACGGAUUAAAUGACGAAAACGGUUUCAGGCAUUUGAGACAAGUUUUGUGGUGUCGCUACCACUUUACCAUUAGUGGUGAGAACAAUUCAUUGAAUCAGCACAAUACCAAGGGCCACGACAUAAACCAGAGGAGUGCUGUUUCCGUGGGCAAAUUUCUCAUUGACUCUCACUACAAAAAAAGAAAUCCCCUGGUUGUUUCCGGGAACAAAACAAAUAUGAAACAAGUUUUGGACAGCAUCAUACAAGUUAUCGGAGACGUCAAGUUUUCAGCCCACCAUGUAUUGGCCCGCAAUGAGUUCUUUCUGGAACAAUACUUGAAGUCUAUGAUAACAACAGACGUAUUGAGGAAAGCUUACUCAGGCGAGAUUUCUCUAGAGCUUAUUAACCCGCAUGACUCGCUCAAAGUUGUCGCUGAUACCGGUAUAUUUUAUGUUGCAAGCAUUCAGGCUUUGAAUCUCUACAAAGCACGCAAAAAGGCUACACAAGCCCGCCCUUCCGAGUUGGAUUCAAUUAUCUCAAGCUUAAAAACUGACAUUAUCUACAAAACUGAUAGGUUCGAAAGUUGGUAUCUGUUGGGGAAAUGUUACUCUUACAUUGUUGAAGAUGAUCUCAUUUGGACGUCCGACAAACUUGCUACGCACGAGAAGCGAAAAGGAACUACCGCGAUACAGCGAAAAUCAAUUCUCUGCCACUUGAUGGCAUUAGGGAUUGCUUUACGUCAGAAAGGUAACAUCACGGACGAAAUGAUGAGAAGUGACUAUGACGUUCUUGUCAAGGAAAUUUAUGAAACGUUAUCGCAGGAGCUUCUCAACGGCUAUUUAAAGCCCAUGGAUAAGUCUUGCUUUCAAUGGGAUGUGCCUAGCACUUUAAAGCUCAAAAUGGAUGGUGAGCUAGUUUCAAAGCCUUCCACAGGAGCUCAAACAGUCAGCGACUAUAACAUUCAGCAGGCGAUUUUGGCCGGCAUUUCACGAGCUAUUAAAAUCGAUACAACUCCUUUAGCGACGCAGAAAAUACAAUCAAACUGGAAGAACUUUUAUUUUUCUGCUAGAUUAAUAUUUAAAAGGUGCCUUCACGAGUUCAAAACUUCUGGGAUCGAACUACUACUCGAGGCUUGCACACUCUCGCACGAUAUGUCCAACGCAAAAGAAAUUGUGUUAGAACCACAUUAUUUUUUGGUUGUUUCAUCCUUCAAGAUGGUGUUGAAGAACGUCAUCGGGCCUCACACUGCUCUCUCGAUUUUGCACAGAGAUAAUUCUGUUUUCAAGCAAGAGGACUCUUUUUUCCUGGACGAAGGGCCUCACGGAGUCCAAACUGAUAUUGACAGCUCACGAGAGGUUUUCUACAGAAGAAUCCUUGAUUUGUUAAGAGGUCUGGUUGCUGUUGACAAAAUGAAAUGGCAUCACAGACCGAAAUAUCGUAUUGCAAAAAUUCUCUAUGAACAGUUUUACGAUACCGACGGUGCCAUUGCCGAAAUGGACGAGAUAAUGUUCCUAAAGAGUUCCAACAAAAGCUUGGUCAACAUCUGGAAACCUGAGUUUGAACGGCCAGGAAAACAUUUCAUAUACACAUACCAAUAUGUUGUGUUUUAUCUCGAUCUUCUCUUUUGCCGCAAAGAUUACAUUAGCAUUGCAUUGGUCGCUAAAAAGCUCAAAAAGUUCAGCGCUGGCAUGGUAAAUGUAAAUCUCGCUUCAGAUCGAGCUUUGAAGCUGUUCAAUCAACUUGUGCAGGAAAGAUUCGAGGUCAAUGAAAAACAUGCGACAGAUAAGCUUCUUCCAGGUUUGAGCUACACACAAUUUAUUCAGUACAGUGAAGAAAUCUUCAAAACUUUCGAGAAGUCCAAACACGAUACAGACUUUCUUGAAACGCUUACACAUGCUUUGCAGCUUAAAAAAGGCAAUAAUGGCUACGAUGGCAUUUGCCUGGCCCUGUAUUUCAAGCAUAUCUACCAGCCGUUUGCCUCAAGCAAAAACGAUCAAAUAAAAUCAACGCCGGACCCACAAUUUGAGCAUGCAAAAGGAUCAGUUACCGCCAGUGAACCUGCUGACACACCUCACAAAGGAAAACCGGUCACAAACCGGAAAAAGGUAAGCAAAAAGGACGCCUUUGAGAAAAUAACAGCUUUGGUUGAAAAGAAAAUAGCCUAA